This is a messenger RNA of Colletotrichum gloeosporioides, 690 nucleotides long. RefSeq lists its product as uncharacterized. The record is from RefSeq and is a predicted model, not a curated record. Gene Ontology annotation, molecular function: protein C-terminal S-isoprenylcysteine carboxyl O-methyltransferase activity. Bases 1 to 690 code for a protein of 229 amino acids. Gene Ontology annotation, biological process: C-terminal protein methylation. Lineage: Eukaryota; Fungi; Ascomycota; Sordariomycetes; Glomerellales; Glomerellaceae. The transcript has a single exon. Gene Ontology annotation, cellular component: endoplasmic reticulum; membrane.
AUGUCUUCCUGGCAAUCACUGUCUUUUUCAACGGCUGUAGUCGUCGCCAGCGUUCUCACGGCUCUCUGCUCCAGAGCUCCAAAUGAGGCAACAGAUAAAUGGGGAACAGACCGUCUCGGCAUUUGGGCAACGCCCAAAGCAUCAUUCGUGCGACGCGUUAUUACCGUGGCCAUUGGCAUAUCCCACGCCAUUAUAGCGUCCUCGUUUCCAACGACCAACUGCAUUUGCCGCAACCCCGAAAAUAUCAAUCGCCAUCUCUUUACGUGGAACAGAUACUCGGCCACCUGCUUGUUUCUCAUUAUUGGUAUCGGUGCGCCGCUUCGCCUUCUAGCGUUUGCCCAGCUUGGGAGGAAUUUCACGUUUCAGCUCGCUAAGCCAAGCGGGCUUACCACGACGGGAGUGUAUCGAUAUAUUCAGCAUCCAGGCUACACGGGGCAAGUGCUUGUUUUGUUGGCGAACCUGGCUUACUUGUUCCGCUGGGAUGGGGUUGCCGGGUGUUGGAUUUCCCAAAGCUUGCGGGCCCGGUUGGACGGAUGGGGCUUGGCUUGCUAUGGUGUCGCGGCCUUGGUUAUAAUGAGGAAAGUUUCGGUAAGGGUACAAGACGAGGAGGAAAUGUUGAAGAAGACCUUUGGACAGAAGUGGGUUCGAUGGCAUUCUGCGACUAAACGAUUUGUUCCUGGUUUAAUCUAG